CAUGAUUGAUUUUUGUCGGAUCGGUCCAGGGGCCAGCUGUUCGCUGCAUCGACUGCAUUGCGCCUGCCUGAACUGAAUGCACUCAAAAAAACCUAUACGAGACCUAGCCCAGAUUUAAUUCAGCCAUUCUACCGCAGCCUUCGGACGUCAACAUGUCGGCUACAAUUGAUAAUCGAGUUUACGAUGAACUGGAAGCUCUAGAAGCCAUCUUGAUCGAAGAUUUUGCUGUAAAGCAUGAAGACGGUGUACCUAGAAUCAUUGAAACUGUAGUACACCCUUCAACAGGAGAUCAGAUCGAUCAACAAUACGUGUGCUUGACAUUAGAAGUCAAGUUGUCUCCUGAUUACCCCGAUACCAUACCAGAGGUGUUCCUCAGGAACCCCCGCGGCCUGGAUGACAAGUUGUUGAACAACAUUAAUUCAAGAAUCAAAAAUAAACUGGAUAGACAUAUUGGCAACCCAAUUGUUUUUGAACUUAUAGAGAUUGUUCGUGAGUAUCUAACAGCUUGCAAUCUACCCCGUGGACAAUGUGCCAUUUGUCUCCAUGGUUUUGUGAAGGGGGAUGUGUUUGUGAAAACACCAUGCUACCAUCACUUCCACAGCCACUGCUUCCAUAAGCACCUCGUCAAUAGCAGGAAAUAUUAUGAAGAAGAGAUGGAGAAACUUCCUAACUGGCAACGAGCUCAGGCUCCAGAAUAUCAGCAAACUUGUCCAGUUUGUCGUAACGUUGUGUCCUUUGAUGAGAAGGUUCUAGAACAGGCUCCACCACCCGUUGAGUCUCUGGAUGCACCACCGUUUCGCUUAACUCCUGAAAUGAAGGCUCUGCAGCGUAGUAUGUCUGAAGUGUUGGAGCGUCAGAUUGCCCGAGGUGGUGUUGUAGGUAUGGGUGAUGAUGGCCCACCACUACUAACCAUCACCACAUCAGCUGAUAAGGAAAAAGCUUCCACUAGUGGAACCCAGGGGGCAAAGGCCGAGGCGAACCGCGCUGUACCGAGUACUUCAGCCGAGAACCCUGAGAAGGCCCAGCCAUACAGCGGACCAUACCGCGGGUUCAAUCGUCGCGGGAAGCCCGGACGAGGACGUCGUGGCCGCGGCGCUCCGCGGUGACCCGCUUGCCGUCGCCGGACGCCCCCCGCCGCCUAGCGCGCCCAUCCGCGCUACACCCGCCCGCAUGAAUCCAUAUCUUAUUUACAAACUCUCUACUUCGCGACUUCUGAAUACAUUAUAUACGCGUUCUGUAAUAGAUCCAUUGUUAAUAAAUUCGAUCUGAUCAAAUUUUACAAACAUUUGGUUAUUGAAACUUUAAACUUAUAUAUUAUUUUCCGAAUGAAACAAUUUUUCAACUCUCGCUGCAAGGAAACAUGUUUAUUACUCGCGUGUGUUUCAAUUCCAUGUGUAUUUGGAUUGCAUUUUGUAUCGUUGCUUGUACUCAAGAAUGGAUCUGUUACAAUAAACCUGUCAUCAGCUCGCAUCGUUUCUCCCACUACAGAAACUCUUCAACAUCAUUGUACCAAACUUACCGCUAUGUUCACUGGUUCUUCAUACAAGUGGUCACCGGGACGGAAUCUCCUUGGAAAUGUUUUAACUACCUCGAUAAUUGCAGUGUUAAAUUUAAUCAAAGAUGGCGCUCAAAUCACUCAGACAACAGUGAAGUCUCCGAGUUAUAUUCGAGGAACGAAAUUAUCUACAGAGUUUUUAUAUGGACUUGAGAUUUCAGUGGAUUAUUUUGAAUUUAAAAAAAGCUUUAAUGAUUGUCCUUCGACCAAGUUCAAGGUCAAAUGUGGAAUCGAAAUACGAUUACGCACCACAGUGUACAGGGUCCCUAUUUAUUUUUUACAUUUUUCGAAUUUUUUAUUCGAGACUGAAGUUUACGAUAUACAUCCAAAUUAUUUAUUUAUUACCCAUUAUGUAUAUGAAUAAGAUAAAUUAUUUUUAUUAUAUUAUAUGGACAUUUUUAUCUACGAUUGUGAUCCUUUAUACAUAGUCUUGUAAUUUUGUAUUUUAAAUUUUAUUCGAUACGAUUAUUAUUUUUUUAUAAAUCCAUUUAAGAACACAUCCAUCCAUUUUUAAUAUAUAUAUAAUCUGUAUUAUAUCCCGAUUAAAAAAGUAUUCAUUUUGUGGACCAAAUAUGUUUAAAUUUUUAUUAAUAUUUUUUUUUUGUUUUAAGAAAACGCACAAAACUAUUCCUAUUUUAAAUAUAAUAUAUAAUUAUUAGGUACUUAAUCGUAUUUACCGCCAUUUCCCAUUAUAGCUUGAAUUAUUUGCCACAGAUUAUAUUAAACGAUUCCCUCCGACCCUUAACGAAUUUCGAUUCCACUUCAAAACAUUCCAAGGGGAGGCAAUUUGCGGGUAGUGUGACAUGAAAAAUAAAAAAAUAAAAAAAACAUUUAAAAAAAUCCCUCCCUGAACGCUUUUCGUCCGGUGACCGACAUUUUGGAUCAUGUCGGCGGGGCGGCUCUCCAAACGUCAUUACUCAUAGUUUUACCGUUUCUGUGACAACCCUAGUCAACCCCUAGAUGAUCUGGUUACAGUGGAAGUAUCAGAUCGAUGGUUCUAUGUUAUCUUCAUGUGUUUCCAUGUUCUAGAUGUUAUAUGACCUGAUUAAGAUUCGUAUUAAGAACGGGGGACGCACCAUUUGUUUUUUUUUUUUUUAAAUAUAAUUAUUGUUAAUAAAAUUUUGUUCCGUUAUUUAGAUGUAUUUAAACAUGAUUUUAAUUAAAUUAUUUUGUAUAGUUUGUAAAUGAUACUGGUAUUUCAUUAUUUUUGUACGCAUAUUUGUAUUGUUUUAUAUGUGGUUUAUUAUGGCGUGUCAUAUUGAGGAAUGAGAUGUGACUUGACAAUUUAAUACGGUUGAUGAUACGCUGUAAUGAAGUUUUUUUAUUAUUAACUUAAUUAAUUUUCGGUUAGCUCACAUUCCAUUGCUGUGGACGCUAUAGCAGCAAUUGUAUUUUUUUUUUUUAAUUAAUUAAGACGCGGGAUCUGGUUUGGUAGUUUGGAAAGUACUUAAUACUCUUUUCAUAAUUUAAAAUUUGUUCUUCAUAAAAGUGAUUAUGCUUUCGCUGAUAACUAGUACGUAAUUUUGAGGUAUUUGUCGUUAAAAUUUUAUUAAUUAUUUGAACAGUUCAUGUUUCUGAACGGAUUUGGCGUUAAAGUCUAGAAAGACAAGUGUUUGCCGUGUUGCCAUACUAAAAUUUAAUUUCCAAGUGAAAAUUUAAUUGUAUGGUAGCUUAUGAGCUGUUCAAAAUAAUUAUCAUCGGUAGUGUAGCAAUUUGAUGUCAUUAUUAAAUAUUGAGCUUUCAUGAUUACUGUGCGUUUAACGUUCAUACUAUAUAUCGAUAGUUUCGUCAUUUUACGUAUCUAUAUGUGUAGAUGUAUCGAUGGAUCAAUAAACUUACCAAAGACA
Danaus plexippus (monarch butterfly) is the source of this 3402-nucleotide messenger RNA. Its product is annotated as E3 ubiquitin-protein ligase RNF25. Gene Ontology annotation, biological process: protein ubiquitination. Gene Ontology annotation, cellular component: nucleus. NCBI's taxonomy places the organism in Eukaryota, Metazoa, Arthropoda, Insecta, Lepidoptera, Nymphalidae. Gene Ontology annotation, molecular function: ubiquitin protein ligase activity; protein binding. The record is from RefSeq and is a predicted model, not a curated record. Bases 153 to 1106 code for a protein of 317 amino acids. The transcript has 7 exons.